CAGAAGGGUAUGAUCAAGUUUCGAGCGAAAAAUGUUACGAGCUCAAUAAUAAGCUAGAGCGUUUCGUUAUGUUUAUCCUUCUCAGGUUAAUCAAUUUUUAAUCAUUUUCGUGUUUUGAUAUUCACUUUUCUAAAUCAGAAUAAUGUUUCAAGAUAGUAUUGUUCAUAUAUAAUGUACGCAUCGGGCACAAAAUAACAAGUAACAGAAAAAAAAUGUUGAAAUGAUGGUGAUGCUGUGACUUUUUUAAUAAAAGCAAAGAGAUUAUUAAAGCAACCAAUUCUUAAUAACGGGAUCGAAUUAUCAAGCCAUUACAUGAAAAUACUUAUGCAUAAGAUUUAUCUGUUUUGAAUCGAAACAAAUAUCUGAAACUCAAAUCCAUGCUUGUAAAUGUUUUUUGAAUCUUAUCUCAAUUGAGUUUUUGAUGACUCAAACAUUUGUUCGAUUUUUUUGUUAAUCCAAUUAUAAAACAGAAAUUUGUGAUGGAAUACAUUUCUUGAUUCAUCUUAUUUUUGUGAACCACUCAAGUAGACAAAUUUUUGGGAAAACCCGUUUAAUCAGUCGAUCGGGAACCGCGAUUCAGAGUUAUUAACGUUCAUUAGCGAAACAUCAGAAACGCGUUUUUUACGCAGAAUUCUCACUUUCAGAGGGUGAAAAUACGAUAUCUAAAUGGACCGUAUACGGUCAUGAUACUGGAUGCAGGAAUACGGCCGUAUCGUAAUGAGAAUCCGGCGUAUAUACAACAGUAUACGGCGAAAAUACGGUAUCGUUUACAGUGCCGUAUUACUGCAUCCAGUACUACGGGAAAAUACGGAUAGUUCAUUGCCGUAAAGAUGUCGUUUUCGUACCGUUUAUUUUCAGAAAACUGACCGUAAACGAUAUUCGUUUUGAUCAACCUGGGAAUAAAAACUUCAAUUCUGAGCGUCUGAACGCAUUGAUUUGUAAGUUAUCGAAUAAUUGUGCGUUUAAACGCUCAUAAUUGAAGUUUUUAUUCGUUUUCACCCUCUGAAAGUGAGAAGUCUGCGCAAAAAACGUGUUUCUUGUGUUUCGUCAAUGACCGUUAAUGACUCACAAUCGGGGUUCUCGAUUUAGUGUUUAAAUUUAAACGCGUUUUUUGCAAAAGUUUGUUUGCUUGGGCAUCAGGGUUGCCAGCCGUACCCCAUCUGCAUUUUUCAGUGUUACGACUACUAUCAUCCAUAUUUUGGUUGAAACUAAGACAAUUUCUGUCUCUUUAUCCGACAUUUACUAUUGAUAAAGAUGUGAAGCGUCAAUUAUAUUGGUUGGCUGCUAAUGGUCAUGUUUAUGAAGAAUUCAACAAUGACAUAUGCAACGAGUCCCAUGAUGAAGAUAAUCUCAUUCACAAACCGACGACCGAAAAUCAUGAAAGAGAAGUGGAAUUUCGGUCUAAUCAAGUUUGGGCUUUUCUUCUUGUAAAGUCGAGACCAAUGUGUAUUGAAAUGUACAAAAUUAUUUCUUAUGUCUACUCAAUUCCUUGCUCGAAUGCAUCUGUUGAAGGCGUUCGUAGUCAAAGAAAAAGCGCAUGGACAGGCAGUCGCAAUCCGACGGUGAAUGAAACGAUAGCUGCUGAAUUGAAAAUCAGAUUGAAUAGUACUAUGACAUGUGAAGAUAUUUUUCUUUUGGUCAAGCAGAACCGCAACUGA
Molecule: messenger RNA, 1658 nt
Organism: Rotaria socialis
Lineage: Eukaryota; Metazoa; Rotifera; Eurotatoria; Philodinida; Philodinidae
Source: the annotation of a GenBank genome assembly